Molecule: messenger RNA, 486 nt
Organism: Nelumbo nucifera (sacred lotus)
Lineage: Eukaryota; Viridiplantae; Streptophyta; Magnoliopsida; Proteales; Nelumbonaceae
Source: the annotation of a RefSeq genome assembly
AUGAUAAAGAAGAUAAAGAAAAACCGGCGUAAAGAAGUAUACGCUUUAGGUCAACAUAUACGUAUGUCUGCUCACAAAGCGCGAAGAGUAAUUGAUCAGAUUCGUGGACGUUCCUACGAGGAAACACUUAUGAUCCUAGAACUCAUGCCUUACCGAGCAUGUUAUCCCAUUUUUAAAUUGGUUUAUUCUGCAGCAGCAAAUGCUAGUCACAAUAUGGGUCUCAACGAAGCGGAUUCAGUUAUUAGUAAAGCCGAAGUCAACGAAAGUACUACCAUGAAAAGGUUAAAACCUCAAGCUCGAGGACGUAGUUAUCCGAUAAAAAGACCCACCUGUCAUAUAACAAUUGCAUUGAAAGAUAUAUCCUUAGAUGAAGAAAAUCAAAAUUUCAUAUGGUUAAAAAAACAUGGAUGGAUGUAUAGAGAUAAGUAUACAGGUAGAGUGCGUACUGAAAAAUAUAGUAGCGGGGUGGUAUGGGUCAAAAAAUAA